Camelus dromedarius (Arabian camel) is the source of this 2062-nucleotide messenger RNA. RefSeq names its product ankyrin repeat family A member 2 (gene ANKRA2). Gene Ontology annotation, biological process: regulation of gene expression. NCBI's taxonomy places the organism in Eukaryota, Metazoa, Chordata, Mammalia, Artiodactyla, Camelidae. Bases 662 to 1603 code for a protein of 313 amino acids. Gene Ontology annotation, molecular function: protein binding. The transcript is spliced from 10 exons. Gene Ontology annotation, cellular component: nucleus. The record is from RefSeq and is a predicted model, not a curated record.
GGAGAAGAGGAGGCGUGGCCGAAGGGCAAGACUAAGGCCGGCUCUAGUGCCCGGAGCUGUAACUGAAACGACUUUGUCUCUGUAGUACUCAGGCUGUAAGGACCGCGCAGCGCAGCGGCGGGAAAAAACCUGGAAGUCCUCUCGGCUGCGAUGAUGCAGAACGUUUUAUGUCCGGAAAGCGAGGGAAGAAAUCGGAAGUGACGUCGCGGUCAAAACAAGCCGGGGCUUGAGGGCCUGCAGGGAAUCUGUGGCCACAGAUGGAAAGGCCCGACUCGCUGUGGGCUGUCGACGGUGGUCGUCAGGCCCUGCGCUCCCACCCGGUCGGCCUCCGGCGCCUGUCCCCGGGACCAGCCUGCCCCCUUUGAGCGAGUUUCCGCCCGCCGUACCUGAGCCGCGCCGGGACUUUUCGGACAGAGCUGGCGGCUGGCGACAGAGCGGACUUCCGUACAACCAUCUCUCCUCCAGCGGGUUCCUGUCCUGGGACGCCGGGACACCUGUCGCCUGUCCAUAGGGAAGUGCCUGUGAUUACCUUACUGAAAACUCAUUUUAAAACAAUAACUUUUUAAUAUCCAAAUUCCAAGAAUACACUGUGUACUGCUCUUUUAAAACCCAGAGGAAACCAUGAAGAAAUGUUUUAAUUGUUGAAACUACAGUUGAAAUCAUGGCUACAUCAGCAAAUCUGGAUAUUGGAGCCCAGCUGAUAGUGGAAGAGUGUCCCAGCAGCUACAGUCUAACUGGCAUGCCUGACAUUAAAAUAGAACAUCAGCUGGACUCAAAUGCAGAAGAAGGAUCAGCUCAGGGUGUUGCCAUGGGAAUGAAGUUCAUACUGCCUAACCGAUUUGAUAUGAAUGUUUGUUCUCGGUUUGUGAAGUCCUUAAAUGAAGAGGACAGUAAAAAUAUUCAAGAUCAGGUUAACUCUGACCUGGAGGUGGCAUCUGUUCUAUUUAAAGCUGAAUGCAAUAUCCACACAUCUCCUUCUCCGGGAAUUCAAGUAAGGCAUGUCUACACUCCCUCUACAACAAAGCACUUCUCACCCAUAAAACAGUCAACUACUUUAACCAACAAGCACAGAGGAAAUGAGGUCUCGACCACACCUCUGUUAGCAAAUUCUUUAUCUGUUCACCAGCUGGCUGCUCAGGGAGAGAUGCUAUACCUGGCUACUCGUAUCGAACAAGAAAAUGUUAUCAAUCACACGGACGAAGAAGGAUUUACUCCUCUGAUGUGGGCUGCAGCACACGGGCAAAUAGCUGUGGUAGAGUUUCUACUUCAGAAUGGUGCUGAUCCCCAGCUGUUAGGGAAAGGUCGAGAAAGUGCACUGUCAUUGGCCUGCAGUAAAGGCUACACAGAUAUUGUCAAAAUGCUGCUUGAUUGUGGAGUUGAUGUAAAUGAAUAUGAUUGGAAUGGAGGGACACCUUUGCUUUACGCUGUACAUGGAAAUCAUGUGAAAUGUGUAAAAACGCUCCUAGAAAAUGGAGCUGACCCAACCAUUGAAACAGACUCUGGAUAUAAUUCUAUGGAUUUAGCUGUAGCCUUGGGCUAUAGAAGUGUUCAACAGGUUAUUGAGUCACAUUUAUUGAAACUUCUUCAGAACAUCAAGGAGUAGACAUAGUCACUACGAAGUGGUGGCUGUCCUUCGGUUUACUUUUGGCCCUUACAAAUGAUAGUUUUGUUUACUUACAAAUUUUUACCUCAGUUGCAAUAUUUACUGAUUUUUAGUAAGUUUUAAUAAAUAUUCCUCUGAGUAAUUCACUGGUUUUAAUAAGAUUAUUGUUAAUGCUUUUUUUAAUAAGUGUGUUUUACUGUAUAUUUAAAACGAUAAAUGAAUGUUUCUUGGCAUGUAAAUUUUUAUGGUACAGAUAGUUAUCUGUCUUUUUAUCAAGUGCUGUAAUUUAACAUUUUCAGAAAUUAUUCUACGCUAUUCAUCUUCACUCUUACAUUAACUCAUUGACUUUAUAUAGGGUUUGCUAUAAAUCCAUAGGAAAAAAUUUUGUUCUUAUUGAAUUUUAAAUGCACAGUGUGAUUGUUUACAAAAUGAUGUUAUAAAUGAAUAAAAUACUUUUUU